Aspergillus affinis is the source of this 609-nucleotide messenger RNA. RefSeq lists its product as uncharacterized. The record is from RefSeq and is a predicted model, not a curated record. The coding region runs from base 1 to 609 and encodes 202 amino acids. The transcript has 2 exons. Lineage: Eukaryota; Fungi; Ascomycota; Eurotiomycetes; Eurotiales; Aspergillaceae.
AUGCGUAUCGUGCACGAAAUCAACAGCCUGACGCCAUCUAUGGAGGGCUGGAAAUCGCAAGUUACACGAAUCAAUUCGCGAUGUGGCUUUUGCGGUCAAACCUUCGUGGCUUGGGCUGAACGAAAUGAUCACCUUGCGCAGCAUUUCCGGGCAGGGGCUGUGAUGAAAGACUGGGGCGGAUGUCGAGGUCUCGACCCGCCUGUAGCUCUGGCGGUAAAAAACGCUAUGCCACCCUAUCUGAUUGGCAUGGAAUCGGCACGGAUGGAGCCUUUCAGCGCUUCUCGCGUGGCGGAUGGCCCGCCAGGGGAAACGGAAGCCAAACCGACGUCCUUUGAGCACCUCACGUCUCGGCUUACCUCGUUCGUGAAUGAAAUGUGCGCCAAACAUACGGCCGUUACGGACGCAAUGUUCCAAAAAGAGGCCCGCUACAUAAUAACCCGCGCCGCUACCUCCAUCGCGAACGAAAGGCCGUCAGUCGUUGCUAUUCAACGAUUUAUACCCAUUGCUUUCCAUCCACGUGUCAUCGGCGAACUUGGUGAGGUAAUUCCUCAGACUAUCCGCGAAUACCAACACAACGGUCUUUUCUUCCGAGUUGAAUUCUGGGUGUAA